Molecule: messenger RNA, 3097 nt
Organism: Ochotona princeps (American pika)
Lineage: Eukaryota; Metazoa; Chordata; Mammalia; Lagomorpha; Ochotonidae
Gene: CWC22
Product: CWC22 spliceosome associated protein homolog
Exons: 19
Coding region: 104-2842 (912 amino acids)
Biological process (GO): mRNA splicing, via spliceosome
Cellular component (GO): catalytic step 2 spliceosome
Molecular function (GO): protein binding; RNA binding
Source: RefSeq, a predicted model, not a curated record
UUUGUAGGUGAUACUUCCAAAAGUAAACUCAAGGAAUUCAGACCAUUGGUCACAUUGGACCUGCUUGAAGACUCAUUGAUUUAUCAGACCAGCGUGCAAGAAAAUGAAAAGUAGUGUGGCACAGAUAAAAUACUCGUCUGGUCAUGACCGAAGGGACAAUUAUAAUUCAUAUCAGAGGUCCUCCUCUCCAGAUGAUAGAUAUGCAGAACCAGAAAGAUCGCCCCGGGAUAGAGAUUAUUAUGAUUAUAGCAGAUCAGACCAUGAGCAUUCAAGAAGAGGACGUUCUUACGAUGAUAUCUCGGAGUCACGAAGCAGGGACCGAGAAAAACGCAGGGAAAGAGAUACAGAUCGGAAAAGGUCCCGGAAGUCCCCAUCUCCUGGGAGAAGGAGUCCAGAGCCUCCCGUCAUUCAGAGUUCCUCUGCUCAAGAUGAACCUAGUACAAAGAAGAAGAAAGACGAGCAGGACCCUCUUCUCACGCGCACUGGCGGAGCAUACAUCCCUCCUGCUAAGCUCAGAAUGAUGCAAGAGCAAAUUACAGAUAAAAACAGCUUAGCCUACCAGAGGAUGAGCUGGGAGGCCCUAAAGAAGUCAAUCAAUGGUCUUAUCAACAAAGUGAACAUUUCCAAUAUAAGUAUUAUUAUUCAAGAGCUUCUUCAAGAAAAUAUAGUUAGAGGAAGAGGACUGCUGUCUAGAUCUGUUUUACAAGCACAGAGUGCUUCUCCUAUCUUCACUCAUGUUUAUGCAGCAUUAGUCGCAAUUAUCAACUCAAAAUUUCCACAAAUUGGAGAGUUAAUCCUCAAAAGGUUAAUUCUUAAUUUCCGAAAAGGCUAUCGAAGAAAUGACAAGCAACUUUGCCUGACUGCUUCAAAGUUUGUGGCACAUCUUAUUAACCAAAACGUGGCACAUGAAGUGUUAUGCCUGGAAAUGCUCACUUUGCUCCUUGAAAGACCAACAGAUGAUAGUGUUGAAGUUGCUAUUGGUUUUCUCAAGGAAUGUGGCCUCAAGUUAACUCAAGUGUCCCCAAGAGGAAUCAAUGCUAUAUUUGAACGCCUCCGAAACAUUCUACAUGAGUCUGAGAUUGACAAAAGAGUUCAGUAUAUGAUUGAAGUAAUGUUUGCUGUACGGAAGGAUGGGUUCAAGGACCACCCUGUUAUACUAGAAGGACUUGACCUCGUGGAAGAAGAUGAUCAGUUCACCCACAUGCUCCCUUUGGAGGAUGACUAUAAUCCAGAGGAUGUUCUCAAUGUUUUCAAGAUGGACCCUAAUUUUAUGGAGAAUGAAGAGAAGUACAAAGCUAUUAAGAAAGAAAUUUUAGAUGAAGGAGACAGUGACUCGAACACAGACCAAGAUGCUGGGAGUAGUGAAGACGAAGAGGAGGAGGAGGAGGAGGAAGAUGGGGAAGAAGAUGAAGAAGGACAAAAAGUGACUAUUCACGACAAAACAGAAAUUAAUCUGGUAUCAUUCCGUCGUACAAUCUAUCUUGCAAUUCAGUCAAGUUUAGAUUUUGAAGAGUGUGCUCACAAAUUACUGAAAAUGGAGUUUCCUGAAAGCCAAACGAAAGAACUCUGCAACAUGAUAUUAGAUUGCUGCGCCCAACAAAGAACAUAUGAGAAGUUUUUUGGCUUACUAGCUGGGCGAUUUUGCAUGCUAAAAAAGGAAUAUAUGGAAUCAUUUGAAAGUAUAUUCAAAGAACAGUACGAUACCAUCCAUCGCUUGGAAACAAACAAACUGAGAAAUGUUGCUAAGAUGUUUGCUCACCUUUUAUACACUGAUUCUCUCCCGUGGAGUGUUCUUGAAUGCAUCAAAUUGAGUGAAGAAACCACUACAUCAUCCAGCAGAAUUUUCGUCAAAAUAUUUUUCCAAGAACUGUGUGAAUACAUGGGCCUUCCUAAACUUAAUGCAAGAUUAAAGGAUGAAACCCUACAGCCGUUCUUUGAAGGAUUAUUACCCCGAGAUAAUCCAAGAAACACUCGGUUUGCCAUCAACUUCUUCACCUCUAUAGGUCUUGGAGGCUUAACGGAUGAAUUGCGUGAGCAUCUCAAAAACACACCAAAAGUCAUAGUGGCGCAGAAACCAGAUGUUGAACCAAGUAAAUCCUCCCUGUCGUCUUCGUCAUCGGCUUCCUCAUCGGAGUCCGACUCCUCGGACUCAGACUCGGGCUCAGGCUCGGACUCGGACAGCAGUGAUAGAAGUUCAGGCUCUUCCAGCGAGGAGAGCGACUCUUCAUCCUCUGGGAGUCACAGCUCUGUCUCAGCUAAAGACAAAAGAAAGAAGGGACAAGGGAAGACCAGAAGAAAAGAAGUAGAUAAAUUGAUCAGGAACCAACAGAAACAUGACAGGAAGCAAGAAGAAAGAAGACCAGAACAAAGGCAUCAGAAAACAAGGUCUGAGAGAGAAAGGAGGUCAGGAAAACAGAGAGAUCAAAAUUUAAGAGAUUCAAAUUGGAGAGAUCCCAUAGCAAAGUAUAUGUCAGACAGAAAUGUUCCUUUUGAACGAAAUAGUUACGGUAGGACUGGAAAUGACAGAGACCAAGAAAUGCUUAUGGAUUUUGAAAAUAAGCAUAGUGAUUCCAAAAAGAAGAGAGAGAGAAGAAAUUCUAUUUCUGAAAGUGAAGAAAAGCACAGACAUCGAAAUAAGGAUGAUGAACAUUUUAGAAGAAAAGAUAGAUCAAAGUCAAAGGAAAAGAAUAGAAAAUAUUCAGAUAAUAGAAGUGAUGAAGAUAGGUAUCAGAAUGGUGCUGAGAGACGAUGGGAAAAAUCCAACAGAUACUCUGAACAUUCCAGAGAAUCCAAGAAAAAUCAGGAUCGGCGGAGAGAGAUGUCUCCAACAAAGCAAAAAUAAAUCUGCGAAAUGACAUAAACUGAACAUGCCUUACAUUCAUUUGGAAAAAAUAUUUUUUACAUUAAUUGACAAACUUUCUAGAGAAUUCUUGUACAAAGUACUAGUUUGUAAAUUUUAAGAAUGUUUUCAUUUUAACAUGUUUUAUAGCUUCUACAUCUCAAGGCCUUCUGCUUAAAAUUAUUUGGAGAGAAAAGUUUCAACUGAAAGGGAAUGUAAUUCAUGUUUCUAUUUUGUGAAUAAAAUGAUCAAAUGGCA